AUGGCCUUGGCCUCCUUCGCGGUGUCGCCCCCAAUCGCCGCCUGCGCCGCCGUCCUCCGCCGCGCCAUGUCGUUCUCCUCCGUCUCCGCUGCGUCGCAGACGAGGGUGGGUGUGGUGCAGAUGACCUCCGUGGGGGACCUCGACGCCAACUACGCCACCUGCUCCCGCCUCACCAAGGAAGCUGCUGCGGCCGGAGUCAAAUUUCUUUGCUUCCCUGAGGUCUUCUCCUUCAUAGGAUCCAAGGAUGGCGAGUCUGUUAAGCUAGCCGAACCAUUAGAUGGCCCAAUAAUGCAGAGAUAUUGCUCACUUGCAAAUGAGUCAAGUAUUUGGUUGUCUCUUGGAGGGUUUCAAGAAAGGGGCCCAGAUGAUUCACACCAGUACAACACUCAUGUAUUAAUCGAUGAAUCUGGAAAAGUUAGGAGCUCAUACCGGAAAAUUCAUUUGUUUGAUGUGGAUGUACCUGGCAACAUGGUGUAUAAGGAAAGCCGUUUCACGACAGCAGUGAUACCGUCGUAG
This is a messenger RNA of Triticum turgidum subsp. durum (durum wheat), 516 nucleotides long. Lineage: Eukaryota; Viridiplantae; Streptophyta; Magnoliopsida; Poales; Poaceae. The record is from the annotation of a GenBank genome assembly.